Messenger RNA from Symbiodinium sp. CCMP2456, 762 nucleotides. NCBI's taxonomy places the organism in Eukaryota, Dinophyceae, Suessiales, Symbiodiniaceae. The record is from the annotation of a GenBank genome assembly.
AUGGGAGGCCUGGGCCUAGAGAGCAGAUCGGGGCGGCGGCGUUUGCGGGGGAGAGAGCGAUGCGCAGCUCUGCUGUCUGAAGGCCUUCGCUUCCGGGUGCUCCUCUUGGAUCACGACGACACGACGGUGAAGGGCACCGAGGAGGUGCACUAUCCGGCUCACGUCGACAGCCUUCGCAUCCUCCGGCCGGACCUGGUCCCGGUGUCUUUGGAGGAGUGGUUCCGCCGAAACCACGAGCCCGGUGUCUCGGCCUACCUGAAGCUGCUCUUCACUUCGGAGCAGAUGGUGCAGGAACAUGAGAUCUGGGAGAAGGCCAUGGAGCAGAAGAUGCCGGCUUUCUACGAAGGCAUGGCCGAGCUUCUGAAAGAGUACCGAGCCCGGGGGGGCCGCGUGGCUGUGGUGUCCCACAGCCCGGCACACGUCAUCCAGCGCCACUACGAUGCCCAUCCAUGGACCGAGCACAUUCGUCCAGAUCUGGUCUUAGGCUGGGACAAGGACCCUGCGAAACGAAAGCCUUCACCCUGGCCGGCGCUGCAUGCGUUGCAGCAUUUUGGCGUGCAGCCUGCGGAAGUGUUGGCGCUGGAUGACCUCUCGCCUGGAGUGAAAAUGGCCAAAGCUGCCGGAAUCACAGCCGUAGCGGCGGGCUGGGGACAUAAUGUGCAGCCCAUCCAGGACUACAUGCGGCGGGAGUGUGCGCAGUACUUCGAGACGGUGCAGGACUUCGCUGACUUCCUUCUCACGUCUCGAGCCUCGGCGCUCUGA